GUUCGUAUAAACCUUCGAACACAGACUGCUCUGUGUGAAUACCUUAUGAGAUAUUACUAUAGUUCAGGUAGAAAACAUUGGAAGCCAUGAUGCUACUGGUCUUUUUACUUUUGUUGGAUCAAAGUUUAGCAGCUCACAGAGCUUUGCAGGAGGAUGAGAUAUGUAUGUUUGAAGUCUCCAAGCUUCAACAGCAGUUACAACAUUUGCAGGCUCAGUUCCUGCGUGGAACAUGGCAACUAAAGCAUUUGAGGGAACAUAACGAGCACUGGACAAAGAAAAACACAACAGCAGAAAAGAAUGAACAAGGGACAACAUUACAACCCAUUACUUCACACCAGUUUGCAUAUCACCAUGAUUGUUCAGAUAUUUACAACAGUGGCAAAACCACAAGCGGGUAUUACCAAAUCAAGCCAAAGUCUAUGGCUGAACCAUUUCUGGCAUACUGUGAUAUGUCAGAUGGUGGAGGAUGGACAGUUAUUCAACGUCGCAGUAACGGCAAAGUGAAUUUUAACAGAGGCUGGGAUGAUUAUAAAUCAGGCUUUGGAUCAUUUCAAGGGAGGAAGGAUGAAUAUUGGCUCGGAAAUGAAAAGAUACAUCAAAUUCUGACUGCAGGAAAGUAUUUAGUAAAGUUUGACCUCACAGACUGGAAUGGAGAUAAGAGGUAUGCUACCUAUGAAAAGUUUUACAUCUCAGAUGAAAAGGAUAAAUACAGGCUAACAUUUGGAGCUUAUGAUGGGAAUGCAGGGGAUGCAUUGUCUGGUGGCUUGGUGCCAGAGUUUCAGUGGUCAGCCUCUCACAAUGGGAUGCAGUUCAGUACUCCAGACCAGGAUAAUGACAGAUACCUGCAGGGGAGUUGCUCACAAGAAACUAAAUGUGGCUGGUGGUUUAACAGGUGUCAUGCAGCCAACCUUAAUGGAAAAUACUAUCGACACGGCAACUACACUGGAAAACAUGAUAAGGGAAUUAUCUGGUUCACCUGGACAGGCUGGUGGUACUCUUUGAAAAACACAGUCAUGAAAAUCAGACCACUCUACUACUUCCCAAGUGCUGGAAGUGGAGAUUAUGAGAGCAAACUGGGCUAAUAUUCAUUUGAUAAGGAAUUACAUUUUUAAUACCAAAUGUCAGGUACUUUAUCCAAAGAGGAGAGAAAUAUUAUCCAAUUUGACUUUCGUAUCUAGUACGUUAAUGCAUUGUUAAGUAGGUCAUGCCUAAUCUUCGUGUCAAGUUGUAAUGACAAAAUGUCAAGUUGUGUCCAUCCAUUUUAAUUAGUGAAAUUUCCAAUCUGCACAUAAGACAUAAAUAAUGAUAAAAUGAAAGGGUGGGAUACUUAACUUGCAGAAGGCCAUUUUGUUGGACUGAUUCAAGGUCUGAUUUGAUAUACAGCUGACCCUGUAAAUAGUUGAGCAGUUCUGGUCUCCUGAAAUUAGCGAAGGCUAAAUAUGGGAAUACAAGGUUACACUGGUUAUAGAAAAAACAGAAAAUAAGUGUAGGGGUAGGCCAAUCAGCCCUUCUAGCCUGCACCACCAUUCAAUAUGAUCAUGGUUGAUUAUGCAAUUUCAGUAUCUCGUUACUGCUUUGUGUCCAUACCCAUUCAUCUCUUUAGCUGCAAGGGCCACAUCCAGUUUCCCCUUGAAUGUAUGUAACAAACUGGAACCAACAGUUUUCUGUGGGAGACAACUGCCUCAGGUUGCUCAGAAAUGCUCAACCUUUGUGCAUUGAGAAAAGUAGAGCAGCUUUGGAGGAGCAAAGGCAAUGUCAGGAGUGGGGCAGCAAAAUACUGGCAAUAGGCUGGAGACCUUUUUGAUCUGAGUGAGUUUGAUUUUGCUCCCCCAGGGCUGACCUACAAUCCAGUACCUACUAAGAGAUGAUGGAUUUUCUCCCAUCAGUGACCAGUUUUGCAUCCACAGCUCACUGUUAGCAUUUAAAUGUAGCCUUUAGCUUACUCAAUACAUCCCAGCCUCAGCAUGGACCAGCCCUUAGAUUUGCAACUGUGUGACCAUUCUGAAUAGAAAUUAAAUGUAACAAGGCUGUUAAAUAUCCUGAGCUUAAAUCUCCGAAAGGAUGUUCAAGAAUCUGUUACCAUGCUGUAUAAAAUGUGGCAUUCAAAUUCAUACUGAGCACUUUUUUAUUGUUUCCUCUUUUUUCCUUAAAGUAUAUCUUUGGGGUUUUAAGUAAAUUGUUGAUAUUAUGUUCAAAUGAGCUUUUUCACCGAAAAUAAUGUUUGUUCCUAAAUAAAAGCAAAGUACUUUGGAAGCUGGAAAUCUGAAAUACAAACUCAAAAUGCUGGAUACGUUCAUUAGGCUUAGCAGCAUCAAUGAAGAGAGAGUUAAGUUUCAAGUCCUCCCAGUUCUGAAGAAGUUAUAUUGACCUUGAGCCGUUAACUCUGUUUCUGUCUUCACUGAUGCUGCCAGGCUAAGAGGUGACCUUACGGAAGUAUACAAAAUUACGAGGGGAAAGGAUAAGGUAAAUACCCAAGGUCUUUUCCCCAGGGUAAGGUCCAAAGCUAGAGUUGUGAGGGGAAAGAUUUAAAGGGAACCUGAGGGGCAACUUUUCCAAAGAGAGGAUGAUGCUUAUAUGGAAUGAGCUGCUAGAGGAAGUGGUAAAGGCUGGUACAGUUACAACUUUUAAAAGGUACAUGGAUAGGAAAGAUGCAGAGGGAUAUGAGCCAAAUGCUGGCAAAUGGGACUAAUUCCGUUUUGGUAACCUGGUUGGCACAGAUGAGUUGGGCUGAAGGGUCUGUUUCAGUGCUAUAUGACUCUAUGACCUGAUGAGUUUAUCCCACACUUUCUGUUUGUGUUACUUCUAAUUGCCAUAUUUAAUAAGCCAUAAAACAUUGACAUUCAUGAACUGUUUUGAAGCCAUUGUGAACGUAUGAGAUCAGAGAAAUAGGAAUUGUCUGAUCAUUUGGGAAUAUCCUCUUGUGGUUGACUAACUGGCAAUACUUUAACCAAUAUGUAAUAUAAUAAAAUGCCAGCUUGAAACAAUGAAAACUUCUGCAAACUAACAUCGUUUAAUUAAGAAAGUGUUUAUUUUUCUAAAGGUCUGGGAAUUUCACAUUUUUUUAAUCCAUGUAUAAUGAUAAAUGAUGUUAAGUUUUAGAGUGCCAUAAGUUUAAAAUUACUUCUGAUUCUCUGGUUGGACCACAUUUCAGCUUGCAUGCUGAAUUACUGUAAUAAAGGUGAUAUUACUUUAAUAAAGCUAUACAAAUAUAAGAACUUUGACUUUAAUG
This is a messenger RNA of Hemiscyllium ocellatum (epaulette shark), 3229 nucleotides long. RefSeq names its product fibrinogen like 1B (gene fgl1b). The transcript has 8 exons. Bases 87 to 1082 code for a protein of 331 amino acids. Lineage: Eukaryota; Metazoa; Chordata; Chondrichthyes; Orectolobiformes; Hemiscylliidae. The record is from RefSeq and is a predicted model, not a curated record.